AUGGAUCGAGACGAGGAGAUGGGCCACGGUAACAGGUCGCUGCUGUUCAUCGGCGACGAGGACGACGACCUCGGUGCCGACCGGGACGGCGGCUCCCCGCCAUCCUCCUCCGACGACGAUGGCUCCUUCUCCGAUAGGAGCGACGACGCCGGCGGUGGCGGCGACUGCGACGAUCGGGACGCGCCCGACGACGGCCAGAAGGGCACGUGGCCGCAGAGUUACAGGCAGUCGAUAGACAUGUUGAGCGCGGUGCCGUCGCCGACGGUGAGCACGAUCAUGGCGGCGAGCCCGAGCCUGAGCAGGCUCGGCAACUCCUUCCUUAAGGCCGGGAGCUCCUUCUUCCUCAAGAAGGGGGCAGCCGGCGACGUCUCGCUGCCGCUCACCAGGCCGCUGCUGCCGCCCCCGCUCUCGCAGUCGCAGCAGCAGACGGUGAAGCAGUCGACGGACAGCCUGCCGCCGCGGCCUCCGCCACGUCAGGGGUCCGGGGUGCCGGAGAGGCCGUCGAGGGCGUGCCUCAAGUCCGAUUACAUCGAGCUUCCGCCGCCGGCUACCAAGUGCAGCAGGGGCCAAUCUAUCAUCAAUGGGUUCAAUGUUCUGUGCGGUGUCGGAAUUCUCACCACAGCUUAUGGAAUCAAGGAAGGCGGAUGGUUAAGCCUCCUCCUCCUGCCCUUGCUGGGUGCCAGUUCAUGCUACACCGGCUUGCUUCUGAAGAGAUGCAUAGACAGUUCGCCGAACAUUGAGACAUAUCCAGAUAUUGGACAAGUCGCUUUCGGCAUUUUCGGUCGAAUAUUUGUAUCGGUGGUUCUUUACCUGGAGCUUUAUGCAAGCUGUGUGGAGUACAUCACGUUGCUAGGAGACAGCUUGUCAUCAGUGUUUCCAUCUGCGCAUUUAGCUUUUGCCGGCAUCCACCUUAACGCGCAUAAUCUCUUCGCAAUCACAAUGGCCUUAUUAAUUCUCCCAUCAGUCUGGCUCAGAAACCUCAGCCUCCUCUCCUAUCUAUCUGCCGGAGGUGUGGUCGCGACAAUAACAGUCAUGGUUUGCCUAUUUUGGGUUGGCAUUGGGGAAGGUAUUGGGUUCCACCCUUCUGGGAGUGCACUUAAUCUGACCCACCUUCCAGUGGCACUCGGACUGUAUGGAUACUGCUACUCAGGACACUCAGUUUUCCCAAAUAUAUAUUCGUCGAUGAAGGAUCGCUCGCAGUUUCCUUUCGUGCUCGUGUUCUGCUUCAUAGUGUGCACAAUUGUGUAUGGUGGAGUCGCCGUCUCGGGAUUUAUGAUGUUUGGCGAGUCCACGAUGUCGCAAUUCACAUUGAACAUGCCACAACAGUACAUUCCCUCGAAAAUCGCCAUUUGGAUGACGAUUGUGAAUCCAUACACAAAGUACGCCUUGACGAUGACCCCAGUUGCCUUGUCGAUAGAGGAGGCACUGCCUAAGAAGAUGCAGAGUUACCCAGUCGGAAUGUUUGUUAGGACAUGUCUUGUCCUCUCAACUGUUGUGGUUGCUCUGUCAUUUCCAUAUUUUGCCUUGGUGAUGGCACUGCUUGGAUCUGUCUUCACUAUGCUUGUGGCUCUGAUACUCCCAUGUGCAUGCUAUCUCUCCAUCAAGAAGGGUGCAGUACCUUUGUGGGAGGUGGUCCUGUGCAUAACAAUCAUAAUGAUCGGCGUCGUUUGUGCGUGCAUUGGGUCAUACACCUCGAUUAAUCAGAUUAUUAGUAGCAGAUAG
Molecule: messenger RNA, 1722 nt
Organism: Phragmites australis (common reed)
Lineage: Eukaryota; Viridiplantae; Streptophyta; Magnoliopsida; Poales; Poaceae
Product: amino acid transporter AVT1C-like
Exons: 11
Coding region: 1-1722 (573 amino acids)
Cellular component (GO): plasma membrane
Source: RefSeq, a predicted model, not a curated record